Rotaria socialis is the source of this 1521-nucleotide messenger RNA. Lineage: Eukaryota; Metazoa; Rotifera; Eurotatoria; Philodinida; Philodinidae. The record is from the annotation of a GenBank genome assembly.
AUGUUUUCGAAAGUAGUACCUUGGAAACGGAUUACAAGCCGAUGCUACAACAGUUCUGGUACUGCUGUUAUCCUUCGAAAUGCUUCGUCAUCGAGUGGUGGUGAACAACAAUUUGAUCUCGUUGUCAUUGGUUCUGGGCCUGGAGGAUAUGUAGCAGCUAUUAAAGCGGCCCAACUUGGACUCAAAACGGCGUGUGUUGAGAAAAGUGCAACAUACGGUGGAACAUGUCUUAACGUUGGUUGUAUACCUUCAAAAGCAAUGUUACAUAAUUCUCAUCUUUAUCACUUGGCUCAACAUGGUGAACUUAAAAAGCGAGGCAUCGAAGUUCAAAAUGUUACACUGAAUCUGCCUGUGUUCUUGAAACAAAAAGAUGAUGCCGUUAAAGGUCUUACUGCUGGUGUAGCAUAUUUAUUUAAAUCUAACAAAGUUACUGGUAUUCGCGGUUACGGUUCUGUCAGUGCUCCUGGCCAAGUCACUGUGAAAAAAGAAGACGGCUCAAAUGAAGUUCUUAAAGCUAAAAAUAUUCUAUUAGCUGUUGGUUCUGAGGUAACACCAUUUCCAGGCAUUGAUAUUGACGAGGAAACUAUAGUUUCAUCUACUGGCGCCCUGUCACUUAAACAAGUACCUAAAAAGAUGGUCUUAAUCGGGGCUGGUGUUAUUGGACUUGAAUUAGGUUCGGUAUGGAGUCGUUUAGGUGCAGAAGUAACAUGUGUAGAAUAUUUAUCUCAUAUUGGUGGUGUUGGUAUCGAUAUGGAAGUGAGUAAAGCAUUUCAAAAGAUCUUAGCCAAACAAGGUCUCAAGUUUAAACUUGACACAAAAGUAAUUGGAGCACAAAAAUCUGGUGGAAAUAUUAGUGUUAAUGUUGAAGGAGCUAAAGGUGGUAAUAAUGAAACGCUUGAUUGUGACACUGUACUUGUAUGCAUUGGUCGACGACCUUUCACAAAAGAUCUUGGACUUGAAGGUGUUGGUGUUAAAUUGGACCAACGUGGUCGAAUUGAAGUUGACAAAAAUUUUCAAACAUCAUGCAAAGGUGUUUAUGCUAUCGGAGAUUGUAUUCAAGGACCUAUGUUAGCACAUAAAGCUGAAGAUGAAGGAAUUAUCUGUGUAGAAGGUAUUGCUACCGGUCACGAACCACAUAUAGAUUAUAAUUGCGUACCAAGUGUUAUAUAUACAUUUCCUGAAGUAUCAUGGAUUGGAAAAUCAGAAGAACAAUUAAAACAAGAAGGAGUCAAAUUUAAAGUUGGCAAAUUUCCCAUGGCAGCUAACAGUCGUGCGAAAACCAUAAAUGAACCCGAAGGUUUUGUCAAAGUAUUAGCCGAUGCUAAAACUGAUCGAAUACUUGGAGUACAUAUCAUUAACUCGGUCGCUGGUGAAUUGAUUAAUGAAGCUGCAUUAGCUAUGGAAUAUGGAGCAUCAUCAGAAGAUGUAGCACGUGUUUGUCAUGCUCAUCCAACAUGGUCGGAGUCAUUCAAAGAAGCUAAUCUUCAUGCUUCUUUUGGUAAAGCAAUUAAUUUCAGUUAG